AUGGAUGAGUUAGAAGAGCCAAGUGGAGAAGUUAAUUCUGAGGAUGCUCUGUGCAAAAUCGUUAGAGGAGAAAUUGAUCCUGAAUUAAAUUAUGUAUUUGAGCUCAGAAACUUCCAGAGAAAUGGAGAAGAUGAUUUUACUUUAUGAUUGGCUACCACGACAUUGGCAAAUCAUUUUGAAGAUUUAGGAAAUUUUGAUCUGGCUGCUAAAUAUUUAGCGUUAACGUUUUAUCAUUACCCUGAAGAUCAAGAUAUUACGUCAAAACUUCAAGAGGCUGGAUUUUUAGAAAACGUAAAAAGCAUUUAUAAUAUGCAGCAAGGGAUGGAUUAUUUUAUAGAUCAUGUCGUUCAUUUUAUGAAGCAAGCAAUUACUCUUUAA
This is a messenger RNA of Blepharisma stoltei, 378 nucleotides long. Lineage: Eukaryota; Ciliophora; Heterotrichea; Heterotrichida; Blepharismidae. The record is from the annotation of a GenBank genome assembly.